Messenger RNA from Ruditapes philippinarum (Manila clam), 5507 nucleotides. RefSeq lists its product as uncharacterized. Gene Ontology annotation, cellular component: membrane. The record is from RefSeq and is a predicted model, not a curated record. Lineage: Eukaryota; Metazoa; Mollusca; Bivalvia; Venerida; Veneridae. Bases 1 to 4227 code for a protein of 1408 amino acids. Gene Ontology annotation, biological process: G protein-coupled receptor signaling pathway. Gene Ontology annotation, molecular function: protein binding; G protein-coupled receptor activity. The transcript has 19 exons.
AUGAGAAUAGUUUGUUCAGAGGAGUUCAAUAAAUGCUACCAUCUUCGAACUACACUUGGCAAUGGGUUGCUCACACAUCAUCUCCCAGGUGUAUGCAAGGAAAAAAACUCUCUGCUCGUGACUUUAAAAUCACUCAAAGAACAGCAAUUAGUCCGAGGACUAUUGCUGGAUUACUAUCUGUUCCUAGCCAAGGCUUAUACUGCAUAUAAAUCAAACCCCUCAGAGGCAUACACAAUGAUAGGAUUAACAAAUCUGUUUGAACCCGAGUUUCCUGAUAGAUUAACACAAUACUGGUCUGACGGAAGUCCGCUCACCUUUUCGGCUUGGGAUGAAGGUGAGCCGGCAAAUAUUGCAGAUAGAGAGUUCACUUCUAUGGCUAUAUCCAAACUAGAGAAAGAGAACACGUGGAAAACUUUAUUAUAUUGGUAUUUCUUGCCUGGUGACAAUGACAUAUUUGUCUUUGCUUGCGAAAGUAAGCUCAGAAAUCCAGAGAAAGAUUCCAGCAUUGAAAGUACUCUGAGUAAUGAAAGUUUCCAAACAUGGGAUGUACAUAAUCAUACACUAUUUCAUUGUAAGAGUGGAGAAUUUAUGUCCAAUUUAGUGCUUUGUAACGGUGUGAUAGAGUGCUCGGAUGCAUCAGAUGAACAAGAUUGCAUUCAAUCUGGUGCCUGCAAAGAAGACGAAUUUCAAUGUCAAGAUGGUGAGUGUAUUCAUGUCAGUCAAGUGUGCGAUUUCAUUGAAGACUGCAGAAGAGCUGAAGAUGAGUUUUGCGGUCAUUGUGUGGAAGACACCUUCAAAUGUGGUGACAAUACUUGUAUUCCAAACUCUCGUGUUUGUGAUAUGUAUGAGGAUUGUAAAGAUGGUUCUGAUGAAAGAUCGUGUCAAUGGAAAUACUCCACGUGCGAAGAUUUAUGGGAAGGCGAUAAUGAAAUAUACGUUUAUUGUGGCUUUGACUUUUUACUCACCAAUGAGUCUUUAUCAAUAACAAUGAUUUACCUGAACUCUGACUGGAAACAAGCUUCAGAUAAAGAUUUCAAAAUUACAACACCAGGUGUUGAAACAGCGUUAAAUGCUAACUUUACAUGUACUCAAAAGUUUACCGAACUUCCACAUAGAGACAGAAUCAAAGUUAUGAGGUUGGAUAAUCAUUCUGUUGAAUUUAAAGAGUUAGAAUACAUGCUCAGUUUAGAUAGUGAUGUGUCCGAAAAUAAUACAGAUAGAUCAGUUGAUGCUUCUUUUUCUGUGACACAAACAAUACGGGACAGAACACAUAUCUUUUCUCUACUAAUAGGGAGCAGUUUUAAACAUUCCGAAAACAGAUUGUCAAUUGGAUCUGUUGUUUGUACGAAAGAUGUCGCCAUGGCAACAAAGAAAAUAUCAUGCCGUAAUGGUGUUAAUGCUGUAGACGCCAGUCAGAAGUGUUUGUAUGAAAAGGAUCCUGAUGGUAAAAUAGUUGGCUGCAGAUCUUUCAACCAUCUGCAACAUUGCGAAAAUUUCACUUGCCCAGACAAUUUCUUUAAAUGCCCGUUGAGCUACUGUGUGCCACUUAAUUACGUUUGUAACGGUCAAAGUGAUUGCGCCGACGGAUCAGAUGAGCACAACUGUGAUUGCAAUGAAAAAGAGAAGCGGUACAUAAUUAUUUCAUGUCCACACUAUGUCAACGACUAUACAUUUACGCAUCUAAAUAUGGCUAUGAGCUUAGGAGGUGUGUUGCAUACAUCGAACAGCACAGUUAAAGUGUUGGCAUAUAUGGAAUUUGAUAGGCAAGAAUCAAUUUUUGAUAUUUACUCUAACAGCGGAUUUUGGACCACACCAACGACGGAGAUCUAUUUUGCUAAUACAUCGACAGCACCUUCACUUUCUCAAAUUUUAGAAAAUACAUCAGGUGAAUUAAAAUCAGUCAUUCGAAUAUCUGAUGGUGUAGACAAAUUUUUAGAAGACAGUUUAUAUGCAUAUCCUGACAAAUAUACCGACGACAUUGAAUGGUACAAACUUGUUCAUGACGAAGAAAUGAACACCAGUUUGUCAAUUUAUGAAGAUACGAAUAUAACAACAAUAAAAAUCAGACAUAGAAAUAUGAUUACCAACCUAGGAUCGACUUUAUUUCCAGGACUCUGCAAAGAGUCAUCAUAUGCUUGUAAGGGAAACUAUCGGUGUCGCAUGAGUCGAGUUUGUAUUCCACUUGUACAAGUUUGCGACGGAAUUAAACAUUGCCCGUAUAGUGAUGAUGAAAAACAUUGUGAACUACAAUGUCCACGUGGUUGUAUUUGUAGCAUUGCAGUCGUAAAUUGUUCAGGAGCUGACAAAUCAGUUAAGAAAAUAGAAAUUGGAGUAUCAACAAGAAUAUUAGAUGUCAGUAAUACCAUACAUCUAGGCAAAUAUGUCUUGAAAACUGCAAUAUCUUCCCCAUUUUUACUGUUUUUAAAUCUAUCUAUGUCUAAUUUGGAAGAAGUCGAUUCGGAAUCCUUUAUUUAUUUCAAAAAUCUUCUUACACUUGAUUUAAGCUAUAAUGUUUUGAGAGUAUUGCAAAGAAAUACCUUCUUAAAAUUAAAACAUCUAAGAAACUUGAUUCUUAAAGGCAAUCAACGAUUUUUAAGAUUAGCACCAGGCGCAUUUAGAGGACUACAAAUAAAAACAUUAAGUAUAAAUGAAGCAGGUAUUGUUGCUUUGGAGGAAAAUACAUUUGAAGGAUUAAAUCUCUCAGUUCUAGAUAUUUCAAAUAACGAAAUACAGGAAAUUCAAGAUUUCAGCUUUGCUGGACUUCAUGCAAACACUCUUAUUAUCAACAACAAUCCGAUUAUAGAUUUCGGAAAAGGCCUCUUUGCUGGAGUGGAUGGUGUGGUGAUGUUAAAGACUCCAGCGUAUAAAUUUUGUUGCUUAAGACCUAUUUAUGUAGAGGAAAGCAGCUGUUUUCCGUACAAAGACGAGUUUUCCUCAUGUGAAGACCUAAUGCGCAGAACUGUAUUGCGCGUACUUCUUUGGAUUAUUGGAUUAUUAGCAUUAUCUGGAAACGUAUUUUCUUUAGUCUACCGACUUUUUCAUGAUGGAAAAAGGCUUAAACUAGGCUACGGGAUAUUUGUAACAAAUCUGGCUGCUGCUGACCUGCUAAUGGGUAUAUAUAUGUUAACAAUUGCCGUCGCUGAUCAGGUUUUCCGGAAUAGAUAUAUAGAAGUAGACGAACAUUGGCGAAACAGUGCAUGGUGUAAAUUUGCUGGAAUCUUGUCCACCACAUCUUCAGAAGCUAGCGUCCUAUUCAUGUGUCUCAUAACGUUAGAUAGAAUAUUGGUCGUCAGGUUUCCAUUUGGACAAGUCCGAUUCAGUACAUUGUCAGCAACACUUGUUUCGGCUGCGUGUUGGUUUUUUGCACUUAUGAUUGCUUUUCUGCCAGAAAUCUACAAAGACUAUUUUAAAGGAAAAUUUUACAGCAAGACAGCUGUUUGCCUUGCCUUACCGUUAACAGAUGAAAGAUCCCCUGGCUGGUUAUACUCUAUUUCCAUAUUCAUUGGGCUCAACCUAGUGAUGUUUGUCUUAAUAGCCAUCGGUCAGUUGAUGAUUUAUAUAGAAAUGAAACAACACGCAUCUGUUCAAGUAAAAAAGGUUUCAAGAGCAAAUGACUUGAAAGUUGCGAGGAAUUUACUUCUUGUUGUUGCCACCGACUUUCUCUGCUGGUUCCCAAUUGGUAUAAUGGGUAUCCUGGCAUUUCGUGGCUUUGUCAUUCCUAGCGAAGUUUAUGCCUGGACAGCUGUUCUGGUAUUACCAAUUAAUUCAGCUUUAAAUCCGUUUAUGUACACAUUAUCAGCUAUUAUUGGACAAAAGAAAUUCAACCCUAACAUUGCGGAACAAACACGAUCUUGUGAAGAUAUUUCUCGGUCGAUACUUGGAUUACACAAGUACAUUUCCAUAUCAAGAAAAGAAGAAAUCAAAACCUUUCAGCCGCUAUCGUAUAUUCAACGUAAAAAGAAGCUACAAGUAAAACAGUUAAUUGCCAUAGUCUACCAUAUCGUCAAAUUUGGAGACCUACUACACGACAACAGCUUAAUUUUGAAAACAAUUUCGGAAGAUGACAUCCUCAUUCAAACGCAGAUGACACAACAGAUCGACAAAAGCAUCUGUAUUUUGACGAAGCCUGUCAUUUGUGAAAAUAAGGCAGACUUUCAUGAAGACAUGUAUAAAGUUGGAUUACUGAUAAGAGGGUUGCUUUACAUGUUGCUGCGAAAAAACACUUAGAUUGAAAAUGGGUAUUUUCAUAGUGUUAUGUCUGCAAGAGCAUUGACGUCCAACAAACAUAAAUGAGCCGCGUCAUGACAAAACCAACAUAAUGGGUUUGCGACCAGCAUGGAUCCAGAAUAGCCUGCGCAUUUGCGCAGUCUGAUCAGGAUCCAUGCUGUUCGCUUACAAACCCUAUUACAAGUAGAGAAACUGAUAGCGAACAGCAUGGAUCCUGAUCAGACUGUGCGGAGGCGCAGGCUGGUCUGGAUCCAUGCCGGUUGCAAACCGACUAUGUUGGUUUUGUCGUGACGCGGCUCAAAUAAAUCGCCGUUGAGUACUAAUUAUCAUAACUACUAGUAUAUAGUCAGACUAUCCGUUACUAUAUAUGUAGAACUAUGUGUCGUCUGGUAUAUUCAUUUGUAUUAUCUAUAUAUUCAUUUGUAUUUGAACAGAACAGUAAUGUUCCUUUACAUCUCUUUUGUUGUCAUGUGUUGUUUUUAUCUUGAAACAAAUGUUGAUCCUGCAGGUUUCUAACUUUCAAUUUUUUUCAGUAGAUAAACAUAUUUAUUAUUUUUCAAUGUGUUUAAACAUCUGUAAUAACCAAUGUUUGCAACUUUACAAGUAUAUUUAUGUUCGAGUAACAAAUAACGAGCCGUUUUCUUUCUUCACAAUCAAUGAUGCCUAAAAUACUUAUUGCAGCCACGUCUCAAUAUCUAUCAUAUACCUCGAUAAAACUUAUAUUGGAACCUUUUUUCGGAACCCAUAUGCUUAGUAAAAGACUAGUUCAUGUUAAAUAAAGAUUAGAUUUUUUUAUUAGAAAUAAGAUGCUGGUAUUUGACCGAACAAUUGUGAUGAACUUGCAGUAAGCAAACGCAAAAUUUUGUGACAUUGGAUGCGUAUGGAAAUAGCUUUAUUCGUCGCCCGAUGGUAUAUAACAUGUAUAGUCCGUACAUACUACAUUAUCUAACUGUAAAACUCCAUUAUACUUUACAUAUAUUAAUUCUGAAAGAUUGUAGAAUAAUCCACGAGAGUAACAUUAAAUUAUAAAAUAAAUAGUGUUUAUCAUUUUCAAUAAAACCUAUUGUGUGGUGUAUAACAUGCAGUGUAUAACAUGCUUUGUCCAUCUUUAUUAUGAUUAUGAUUCGAUAAUAGCUGGGAUAAUAUAAAUAGGCUCAACAGAUUUUGUUUUAGCUUUGAUUUAUCAAUAUUUUCAAUGAAUUUGAUAACAGCCAGAAGUCGACAGUUAACAUGUCGAGCCCACUAGCUCGAUCAGUGGGGGUAAACCACUGUGACCAUGA